Esox lucius (northern pike) is the source of this 3736-nucleotide messenger RNA. Its product is annotated as zinc finger MYM-type protein 1-like. The record is from RefSeq and is a predicted model, not a curated record. The transcript is spliced from 2 exons. The coding region runs from base 756 to 1661 and encodes 301 amino acids. NCBI's taxonomy places the organism in Eukaryota, Metazoa, Chordata, Actinopteri, Esociformes, Esocidae.
ACUAAUGCGGAUGAGGACAGGAAGUAAACCGGAAACUGCAAUGCCGAUUUCUAGACAAAAGUGGAAGUUCGUUACUACGCUGGUGCACAGAGCCUAUACCGCGGCUGCUGGUAAGUGCUGUUCCCAGUGAAGCGGUGUGUUUGUAAUGUUUACUGAUUAUUAUUAUUAUUAUUUUACAAUGACGUGAAGAGAGCAUGGAGCUGUAAACCAUUUGUUUACACUCCAAAGGUAUUUUAGACAUCAACUACAACAGUAAUAAUAAUUAGUAUAUUGCAGUGUAUCAGUUAUUUAAUGUUUUGUAUCAAUACUGAAGGUAUUAUUGAUUAGGUGAUGGUUAAAAGAAUAGAUUAAUGUUGAAAUUGUGCCUUGUUCCUAGAAGGACAGAGAGUGGAAAGUUAUAGAUCAGAUGGUAAAAUGGAGAUAGAGACUGGAGAGAAAGUGGGAAAUGUAGAGGCACAAGAGACAGAAACAGUACAGGGAACAACAAGCCAGGAGACAGAGACUGGAGAGAAAGAGGGAAACUAAGAGACAGAAACAGUGAAGGGAACAGCAAGCCAGGAGAAGGAGACAGAAGCCAGAGAGGGGCUAUUCUCUAACCUACUUGGACUACAACACCCAACUGACCCUGCAUGUCCUACAAUUCAACAUAAAGUACGAUGAGGCCUUUAUCCGAAUGUGUGAUAAUAUUGGACCCUGCCAAACCAGACGGUCAUUUCCAAAGAAUGUAGAGGGAUGGUCAUUUCAGAAGAAGUGGUAUGAAUGUAGAGGUAAGAAGUGGUAUGAAUGUAGAGGUAAGAAGUGGUAUGAAUGUAGAGGUAAGUAGUGGUAUGAAUGUAGAGGUAAGAAGUGGUAUGAAUGUAGAGGUAAGAAGUGGUAUGAAUGUAGAGGGACGGUCAUUUCAGAAGAAGUGGUAUGAGAAUAACCCAUGGCUAGAAUAUUCUCCUAGCACUGAUGCCAUGUUUUGUUUCAGCUGCAGUCUUUUUUUAAAUGAUGAAAGAUACAGGAGUCACACUAACUGGAAAACUGUAGGGUUAAAUCGCUGGAGGAAAGCACAGUGCCUCAGAGGCUCACAUGUCUGGUAUGGUGAGGUGGAACUCCUUCAAGAAAAAAUACUGGAGGCAGCUUUUGAAGUGGGUGACCUUGAGUCACAAGCUGCAAAAGACAAAGAGAGGGAGAGGAACAGAGAAGUGUUGUCUCGUUUGAUUGCCAUUACUCUUUUCCUGGCAAGACAGGGCAUGUCUUUCAGGGGAGAUGAUGAGACUUCAUCAAGCCAAAAUCAAGGGAAUUUCUUGGAGUUAGUGGAGUUGUUCAGCAAGUAUGACAGUGUAAUUAAAUUACACCUUGAUGCCGUAAAAGAGAAGCAGGGAACCCAAAAAAGACCUCUUGUCUCGCUCCUCUCCAGAAUCCAGAAAGACAUAAUCAAAGCUUUGGCUAUAUCUGUAAAAUGUGUCAUCAGAGAAGAAAUUCAAGAGAGGAAAAUCUUUUCGAUAAUUCUGGAUGAAACGACAGAUGUGUCCCACACUGAACAGGUUUCCUUUGUUGUGAGAUAUGUACACAACAUGAACAUAAAGGAGAGAUUCAUUCAAUGUGCAAUGUGCAUUCAACAAGUGGAGAUGCUCUUGAAAAUCUCGUCAUGGCUCUACUGGAAGAAAAUGACCUGAAAAUAAAAACCAUCCAGGUUCAAGGUUAUGAUGGGGCUGCAAACAUGAGUGGGCACUAUAAGGGACUGCAGUCCAGAAUCCUCAGGGAAAAUCCAAAGGCCUUGUAUGUGCACUGUCAGGCACACUGCCUUAAUCUGGUAUUGGAAGAAAGUGCAAAGUCAAACAUCUUUUUUUGUCAACUAUUUCAAUCUAGUUAAAAAACUUUACACUUUUAUGGCCAACUCAUCAAAACGGCACUCCUCAUUUAUUCAAAUGCAGAAGAGAAAGCACCCCGAUCAGCGUCCACUGGAGCUGAAGAAACUGUCAGAUACUCGGUGGGCCUGUAGAGAGAGUGCACUUAAAACUCUGGUGAAGGUCCUCCCAUCUGUCAUGCAGUUCCUUGAGGAAAUGACACAGCAAGAUCCCCCAGACUCCUCAGCUGGUGAUGCAAUGAUCCUUCUAAAAAGCAUACAUUUUGAGUUCUUCUUGUGUUUAGAGAUCACCUGUCCAAUCUUCCAGGUAACUGCAGUUGCAUCUGAUGCAUUGCAGCAGAAAGUCAUGGACCUGGCUGCAGCAUACAGCAUUGUUGAUGGAGUUUUAAAGAGGCUGGCCUACAGCAGAACAGAAGAAGAGUUUGAGAACAUUUAUAAACAGGCUACAGAGAAGGCUGCAUCAGUGGGCCUGGAUCCUCCAUCUGAGGUCCCUGGACAAGCAAGGAGGAGGAAAGAGCCAGAAAAGUUCAGAUUUUCUGCCUUCGACUGACCAUGCUUUCCCAACUUUGCAGGAGUACUACCGUGUUUUUAGUAGUUGCCAACAGAAUGAACACACACACAUUUUAGUUUCUUUAUUUAGAUUUUUGAUUAGACAUAUAAUCAAUAAAAAUCUUAGAGUCACAAUGCAACAUAUGAAAUCAUGAUCAUAAUAUUGCAUACUGUUAGACACACACACACACACACAUAUAUCUGUCUAUAUAGAUUUAUCUGUCUCACUCUUACCCCUGCCAUGGCCACCCUCAUCCUUUCCCCCUAUUAAUGUUUCUUUCUCAAAUGAUUUCCCAUGCUUUUUUAAAUCUGGUAUCUUAUUUUCUCUACCUGCACCUCUUGGUGUGCAGCAGCCUCUGUGAGCAUCCUCUUAUUUUCUUGCAGCAGUCAGCCUUGGCAGCAGUUGCAGCACAGCAGGUCAGUCACUGUGAGCCAGUUACAAACACUUUCAGCAAUCUUUACAGCUUGUCAUGGUCAUAACAAUCGUUUAAUCAGCUAAUAUAUCUCAUAUGCUUGUUUUAAGGUCUAUUCUCAGAUAAACUCCAGCAGUAUCAGCAGCAACAACAGCAGCAAAUGCACUUAAGAUGUAUUUAGGAUUUUACCAGAAAAUGUUUUAACCUUUAAUGUUAAAAAUUUUGUAUAAUAUUAAUAACUUUUAUUGUGUAAAUGUAACUCUUUUAUUUGUAAUUCAGUUUUUGUCAUGAAAAUAGCCACAUAUGCUGAUAAGGCAUUAAAUAAAACUAUACUGUACUGUAUGAAACAGCCACGUUGUUGAUUUUGAAUAAUGACGAUGUCCAAGACAGAGUUUACUAUAACAGCUGUUCUUUACUAUUCUGUAUAACAGAGAAGAAAAAGCCUUCAGAUUGGGACAACUUAAGACACUUUAUUUUGUAAUUCCAGAGUUAUUAAUAGGUGCAAAGAAAAUAGUUUUUUAAACUUUUGACCUUAAAAUGGUCUUUUCUAAUCUGAUUCUUUUUUAAAACUGCAUAAAAACAUUUGCUGCCAUAUAAAAACAGAAGCAUCCAUAUCGAUACAUGUAUCAGAAAGGAAUGUGUCACAAUAUAUUGAUGUAUUGAUAUUUUGAGCAAAGCCCUAUUUAAAGCCUUGUUCCAUGUGCCCCUUUUAUACUUUGAGCAACUGCCCCUCCAAAGGUCUCUGCACGGCCCUGAUGGGAGACAAGACAAUGGAUGAGUCCGGGGUGAGUUCAUGACGGGACGGGAAACCGGGAGAACACGGCACAACGACUUUUACCAUCACCGUGCCGUGACAGUGAGGCAUAUGGCCUCACUCAAAACUUUCUUUUCAACUUUUUUGGAAAGGAAAGAAAAAGGUGAA